GUGAACGCGCUCUGGCAGCGGCGUGCACGAGGAAGGCUGACAGUGGAGCGGUCCGGUAAAUCACUGCAAUGGAAGAGGAGUAGGGGAGGGUGGAGGACACCGGCUACAGCCCUGCCUCCAAUCUGCAUGUGAGUACACGGCAGAGUAGACACACGGCAGGAAGGCAGAGCACCAUCACAGGGCAACAAAGGGACGCAUGGUUCAUACAAGGCAUCCAAUAAAGCAAAGAUCUGAGACACGUCGCGCUUGCAAGCGUUUGAUUACGUCCGUCUUCACCUCAAAGAGAGUAAAAGCACAGCACGGUGAUGGAGCUGGAGCACUUUGAUGAGCGGGACAAGGCUCAAAGAUACACCCGAAGGGGCUCGAGAGGGAAUGGGCUCCCCAGUCCCACUCACAGUGCUCAUUGCAGCCUGUACAGAACCAGGACGCUGCAAACACUGAGCUUGGAAAAGAAGGCCAAGAAGAUCCGUUUCUACCGCAAUGGAGACCGAUACUUCAAGGGGAUUGUGUAUGCCAUUUCUCAGGAGAGAUUUAGGUCUCUAGAAGCACUCUUGGCUGACCUUACAAGGUGUCUGUCAGAUAAUGUCAACUUGCCCCAGGGAGUACGGACCAUAUACACCAUUGAUGGGUCAACAAGGAUCACCAGCAUGGACCAGCUGUUGGAAGGGGAGAGCUAUGUUUGUGCAUCCAUAGAGCCCUACAAGAUGCUGGACUACACAAAGAAUGUAAAUCCUAACUGGUUAGUUGGUGUCAAGACUCCCGUGUCUGUCCGUGACCCUUCUUCCCUUGGUAGCGCCAAGGCUGGAUCCCCGGAAACCAGGGAGAACAAGGAAUUCAUUAGGCCCAAACUGGUAACAAUUGUCCGCAGUGGAGUAAAACCUCGCAAGGCUGUACGGGUCUUGCUCAACAAGAAGACUGCACACUCCUUUGAGCAAGUCAUGACCGACAUCACAGAUGCCAUCAAGCUAGACUCCGGAGUCGUCAAAAGGCUUUACACUGUCGACGGCAAGAUGGUCACCUGCCUUCAGGACUUUUUUGGGGAAGAUGAUAUAUUCAUUGCUUGUGGCCCCGAAAAGUUCCGCUAUCAAGACGACUUCAACUUGGAUGAAAGUGAAUGCAGGGUGGCAAAGUCUGCAUCUUACGGUCGGCUGCCCUCCAUACACGGUCGCUCUUCUCCAAGAGGUGGUGGGAUGUCCCGCAGGAGCAAGUCUCCCUCAUCUACCGGUUCAGCUAACGGCACUGCAGGCAGUCAGCUCUCCACACCUCGCUCUGGAAAGUCUCCAAGCCCCUCUCCAACCAGUCCAGCUAGCCUCAGAAGACGACAGGGUUCUCAACACAGUGGUUCUUCACUCUCCUUAGCUUCUACCAAGGUAUGCAGCUCAAUGGAUGAAGGAGAUGGACCCAGCAGUGAAGCUGAGCCAGUGGAUGAGUUUUCGUCAGUCCCUGCCUCCAUAGCGGAGAGGUACAAAGUGGGGAGGACUUUAGGAGACGGAAACUUUGCCGUGGUCCGAGAGUGCGUGGAGAGAUCCACUGGAAGGGAGUAUGCUCUGAAGAUCAUCAGCAAAGAUAAGUGCAGGGGAAAGGAGCACAUGAUACAGAGCGAAGUAUCGAUCCUUCGGCGCGUGAAACAUCCCAACAUCGUUCUUCUGAUUGAGGAAAUGGACACUCAAAAUGAGCUCUAUCUUGUAAUGGAGUUAGUUAAGGGGGGUGAUCUCUUUGAUGCCAUUACAUCUUCUAACAAGUACACAGAGCGAGAUGCCAGUUCUAUGCUGUUCAACCUGGCAAGUGCUAUCAAGUACCUGCACAGUCUCAAUAUUGUCCACAGAGACAUAAAACCAGAAAAUCUGCUGGUGUAUGAGCACAAUGAUGGGAGUAAAUCACUGAAGUUAGGAGAUUUUGGCUUGGCUACUGUCGUCAACGGGCCCCUCUAUACCGUGUGUGGCACGCCCACCUAUGUGUCACCAGAGAUUGUUGCUGAGAUGGGAUAUGGACUAAAGGUUGACAUUUGGGCAGCAGGCGUCAUCACUUACAUACUGCUGUGUGGGUUCCCUCCCUUCCGUGGGAGUGGUGAAGACCAGGAGGCACUCUUUGAGCAGAUUUUGAGGGGCCAGCUUGAAUUUCCUGCACCACACUGGGACAAUGUAUCAGACUCAGCCAAGGCUCUGAUCACUGGGAUGCUGCAGGUAGAGGUGGAUAAAAGAUAUUCAGCUGUACAAGUCCUCGAUCACCCCUGGGUCAAUGAUGAUGGCGUAUCAGAGAGAGAACACCAGCUGCCAGUGGCUGGGAAAAUCAAGAAGCACUUUAACACCAGAGUCAAGGUCAACAGCACUACAGCUGGAGUGUCAGUGAUCACAACCACGCCACUUGAUAAAGAGAAGCAAGUUUUCCGACGAAGACGCCACCAGGAUGUAAAGGCCCGCCUCCCUCAUGGUAUCGGUGCCAGUCCCUCCCACAGUGCUAACCGUGGCCUCCCCACCGCUGAGGUCACCUCUGAGUCUGAAGACUAUUCCCCAAGUUCGGCUGACACUGUCCGUUCACCCACUUCUCCAUUCUAAAAGCCUUCCUGAAGUGACGGCGCCGUCCACCCCCCUGUGGGAAAAGAGGGAGAGGGUUGGAUGGGUGUAGUCUGCUGACUCAGACAUUCACAGACUGAAUAAUUAUCUUUACCUAUUUUGUGCCCUGAACCCCCCCCCCCCCGUAAUGUUACCUUUUAUUUAAAUUCAAAAAUGCAUUUAGGGGAGAAGUUUAGUCUCUGUAUCACAAAACCCACCUUAAGAGCAUGCAAUCAUGUCUUAAGAGGCUUAUAGCUCAUUUCCAGGUUUAUAUUUUUAUGCCCCAGCUCAAAUGGCACAUCUUUGGAUCACUUACAGUUCAAAAUCAAAGCAGCCCCUCAGUUCACCCAGUGAAACAGGUUGUUUUUGCUAAUGUCUCUUCAAGGCCCGCCUCCCAAUGAGCUCACUCUGUCCUAAUUGGCCAACUUCCAGAUGCUGGCCUCCCCUCUGUACAGACUUGUGCUGGCUCUUGGGCUCCAGAGCUACAAAAACAAACAUCAUUAUUCAGGUUUCAUAGUUUUUUCUGUUUCCCCUAAACGUAAAGUACGCCAAAAAAAAAAAAGUUUUUUUUCUGGAGCCUGAACAACUCACUGACUAAGGUAGAAGAACAGAUGUCCACUAGUGGGCAUUUAAGUAGAGAAACAGAGGUAACAAUAAGAAGGCUGAUUUUUAAGCAGUUAUUGGAUAGGCUUCUGUCAGGCUUCUGUCAUGGCAUGUAUGCCCCCCAGCCAGCAAUCUGUUUAGGUCUUUUUUCAGCUCAGUGAACACUGUUUCAUUGUAGUACUUUGGAGCCCUCUGCUGGUUAAUACUGUAUCCUGCAGGAAGACAUUGUUAGUGUAAGCGUCAAUGCAAAACCGUAGCUUCUAAAUAUCCAGUUAGAUGCAGUACAUGAUCGGUGCAUAUCUGACUCUAAAUCAUAUUAGCAGUAUCAGUCAACCUUCUGUUGUACUGUAUGACAUACAGUAUAACUUUGUGCUGUAGUACUUGAAGUUGUGGUGCAUAAACCAUCGAUGCAUUAAUUUGAAAGUGAAAAGACAUGCUGCUAAAUAUAAUUAUUUCCUGGACCUAACCGAGUGAGGACAGUUUCUGUCCCACCACCAAGUAGCUUCUCAACGAGAAAAUGGACCAGUGAUGUUUGACUCGUGUGCUCGAGGAUAAUUUCUAAGACCGUUCUGUUACACGUCUGAGUGUGAUUGUAAUCCGGCUGUGGUACAUUUGAAUGUCAGUGCUGCAGUUGGUGGUAGGUGCAUGUUUUAAGGCCUUGUCUUGGCACAUUUAGAUUUAAGUGCAAUUAGGUGCACUGCCCAAGAGCACAGUAUCAAAUCCUGUAUAUGUCCUUCGUAAUGCUCGCGGAUGUGAGAAUGUGCUGCUGGGAUUAUUGGAAGGUGACACACUUCUAUCAGAUGAGGGCAGCUGGUGCAGCACUGAUAAUUUUCACACACUGAAAUAGGAACCAAGUUAGUAAAUGUUACUAAACACAGCAGUGCUUCCAGUAAAACACAUUAUUUUCACAUUUCUUAAGUCGGUGAAUUUGUUGAAUGUUUCUUUCAAUGAUCUGAUCAAACAUGACUGAGGAGUUUAGGUCACAAGACUCUGUGUGCUUUAUGUCUAAUUACUUCAUGCAUCGGCUCACCGAGGACGAAAUAUUCAUGGAUGUGAAUGUCUUUCCUUCAUCAUAAACUGUAAUCUGCAUGUGUGCUAAUAUGCAUCCCGAAUCAGUUGUUCCGGUCUUCUGCUGUUUAAUAUACGCCUGUCAGAUAUAAAACCUUUCCUCCAAUCAUUAUACUUGUUGUCUAGAUGAAUGGACUCUGGUAAAAGCAGACUGUAGUCGUACCACAGCUAAGAUUUGUAUAUACUUAGUUUAACAGGAGUGUAACGUCACACCGCUGACUUUGUUGUAAAAGGGCUUUUAUGUUUUCGAUUAGAAGGAAUUGAACCCAAAAAGCACAAGAAAAGGAAGUUGUGAGUUUUGGGGAAUGUACCUCAUCAUCAUCAUCAAAAGAUUAUGUAAUGUUUACAUACAGUUUUUACCAACUGUACUGAAAUAGCAAAACUGGGAAUGCCAUUAUUUUGGAGGGGAUGGAGUUGUGUUGUUUACCCAUAUUCCACUGACGUAAGGAUGCUGUAAAACAAUCUGAGAACGAACAAAAACGGGGAAAAAAUUCUGCAAUUAAAAAAAAAAAAAAAAAAUUCCAACAAUGUACUCUGCACAGAAACCAAACCU
Molecule: messenger RNA, 4776 nt
Organism: Archocentrus centrarchus (flier cichlid)
Lineage: Eukaryota; Metazoa; Chordata; Actinopteri; Cichliformes; Cichlidae
Product: serine/threonine-protein kinase DCLK1-like
Exons: 16
Coding region: 306-2555 (749 amino acids)
Biological process (GO): intracellular signal transduction; protein phosphorylation
Molecular function (GO): ATP binding; protein kinase activity
Source: RefSeq, a predicted model, not a curated record